GUGCAGGUCUCGGGGAGCAGCGAGUGGAAGGAGCGCUAAUCCCCCACCGGGAUUAGCGCCGAGGCAGCUGCGAUGGGGACGGGUCCUGGGGGGGGCCACCCUCACCCCUCUCCCUCCAGUUCGGACGCACCGAGGUGAUCGACAACACCCUGAACCCCGACUUUGUCCGCAAGUUUGUCCUCGACUACUACUUCGAGGAGAAGCAAAACCUCCGCUUUGAUGUCUACAACAUGGACUCCAAGAGCUGCUCCGCUUUAAAGCAGAAGGACUUCCUGGGUCAGGCCUUUGUGGCACUGGGAGAGGUGAUUGGGUCCCAGCGGGGACGCCUGGAGAGACCCCUAACGGGUGUCCCAGGGAAGCGGUGUGGGACCAUCCUGCUGCUGGCCGAGGAGCUGAGCAACUGCCGGGACAUCGUCACGAUGCAGCUGUGCGCCAACAAGCUGGAUAAGAAGGACUUUUUUGGAAAAUCCGAUCCUUUCCUCGUCUUCUAUCGUAGCAAUGAGGAUGGCACCUUUACAAUCUGCCAUAAGACAGAGGUGGUGAAGAACACACUCAACCCGGUGUGGCAGCCCUUCACCAUCCCCGUGCGUGCCCUCUGCAACGGCGACUAUGAUCGGACGGUGAAGAUAGAUGUGUACGACUGGGACCGGGAUGGGAGCCACGACUUCAUUGGGGAAUUUGCUACCAGCUACCGGGAGCUCUCUCGAGCACAGAGUCAGUUCACAGUGUAUGAGGUGCUGAAUCCCAGAAAGAAAUGCAAGAAGAAGAAAUAUGUGAAUUCUGGCACUGUGACGCUGCUCUCCUUCUCCGUUGAGUCUGAGUUCACCUUCGUUGACUACAUACGGGGCGGGACACAGCUGAAUUUCACUGUUGCCAUUGACUUCACGGCCUCCAAUGGGUUGCCAUCACAGCCCACCUCGCUGCACUACGUGAGCCCCUACCAGCUGAGCGCCUAUGCCCUGGCACUGAAGGCAGUGGGGGAAAUCAUCCAGGACUACGACAGUGACAAGCUCUUCCCUGCCUACGGCUUUGGUGCCAAAGUCCCACCUGACGGCAAGAUCUCCCACCAGUUUCCUCUGAACAACAAUGCGGAGAACCCCAGCUGUGCUGGCAUUGAAGGCGUGCUGGAGUCCUACCUCCAAAGCCUGCGCACCGUCCAGCUCUAUGGUCCUACCAACUUUGCUCCCGUCAUCAACCAGGUGGCUGGGACAGCCGCCCAGGUGACUGAUGGCUCACAAUACCACGUCCUCCUCAUCAUCACUGACGGUGUCAUCUCUGACAUGCUGCAAACCAAGGAAGCCAUUGUCACCGCUUCCUCCCUGCCCAUGUCCAUCAUCAUCGUGGGAGUAGGUCCAGCUGAGUUUGAGGCCAUGGAGGAGCUGGAUGGUGAUGAGGUACGGUUGUCUUCCCGGGGACGGUAUGCUGAGAGGGACAUUGUACAGUUUGUGCCAUUUCGGGAUUACGUGGAUGACUCAGGCAACCAGGUGCUGAGCAUGGCCCGCCUGGCCAAGGAUGUGCUGGCUGAGAUCCCCGAGCAGCUUCUCUCUUACAUGAAGACCCGUGACAUCAAGCCUCGCCGGGCAGGUCCCGAGUAGCUCUUCCAUGAGCCAUGGGACUGGCUGGUGAGGCAAGGAUAUAUCACCCUUUUUCUGCCGGUGGCCAGGGCUUAACUAUGGAGAUGUGGCCCCAUUAGGGAGAUAAUCAGCUGCUAUGGUCGGUCAAAACAGGGCUGAGACCCGCUUCUGGCAGUGAGACCACAGGACUGGACACCCUCGGCUGCCUCUUCCUCCUGCCAGAUGUCCUGCAGCCAAGGCGGGACUGUCCCUCGGCAGUGGCAGUGCGGGCAGGGCCAGCGCCGGGGAGGACACGGUG
This is a messenger RNA of Pseudopodoces humilis (Tibetan ground-tit), 1872 nucleotides long. Lineage: Eukaryota; Metazoa; Chordata; Aves; Passeriformes; Paridae. The record is from RefSeq and is a predicted model, not a curated record.